Molecule: messenger RNA, 4070 nt
Organism: Chara braunii
Lineage: Eukaryota; Viridiplantae; Streptophyta; Charophyceae; Charales; Characeae
Source: the annotation of a GenBank genome assembly
GGAAAGCGCUGCAGAAGUUGAGGCUGGGACUUAAAGUCCAGAAACUGACAGAGCCCAUAGUUAGUAUCCUCGCAGACAAUCGUACUAUGAUUGUAGAGGAUUACGUAGAGGGAGUCCAGGCGUAUUUCCGCCUAGAGAAAGAUGGGAAAGUGGAGAAGGUCCUCCACUCCCUGACUCUCCUCGUAGAGGACAGCCUCCCAUUUGACAUUGUCCUGGGAAUGGAUUGGGGAGAGGCAGCCGGGGCCACGCUCCAUUUGAAGGAGCACGAGUGUAGGGUCCCUAGUUCGUCAGGCGAGGCCAAGACUGCCCGCCUGUUCCAUGUGUCACGGGUAGAGAAUUCCUUGGCGCACUGCUGCCUUAGUGCCCUCGCGUUCGCCAGACUGGUGAAGAAGGAGGGAUUGGAGGAACAGGUCUUUGUUGCCUAUGUUAGGCCAGUGACUGAGCCUACGGAGGAGAAGCCGAUGGACCCCGCGAUUGCCAAGCUGCUGGAAGAGUUUAAGGAUUUGACUGAGCCGUCGACAGGCACGGUGCCGCGGCCCAUCCAGCACCGUAUUGAGAUAGAGCCUGGCAGUAGAACUCCUAAGGGUGCGGUAUCAGGAUGGAAUCGAACAAGGGAUGUGUGUGUCAUGCGAUAUUGGAGAAGGAGAAGUGGUGGUGUAUAUGAGGUCUUCUACCAGUCUGCAGAACACCCAGCGUGCCCAAGACGCCCAGGAAUAACCAGGGUGGAGAUUAAGAGUGGGGGGUUUGUCAUUUCACCGCUCAGUGUGCGACCUGGCACGAAGACACCACGAUCAGCGGUUCAACAUGUUCUUGAGAUCGAUGCAAGCAAGUGGCCUCGUUGGCUCGGACCUAAAGAUGAGAAGUAUCAGAAGAAGCUGCGACUUUUGCUGUUGGGAAGGAUUGCAGGAAUCAGGGAGUGGUUUUCUUUGAGGGACUUCAGUGUUGAGGACUCAGAAGAGAGAGGUGGCCCCAGCAGGGCAGAUAUAUUUCCAAUUGAGUAUACUCCUGAGCUUGUGGGGAAUGAAGGUGUGAGCGCCGUAAAUGUAAAUGGCACCAUCCAUAGCUUGGACGGCAAGGACGGCAGUGGUCAGGGAAAGCUUGAUGAGACUCUGGCACAACCAGGCUUUCAGAAUGAGUAUGUUGCAGAUGUGCCCUUCGAGCUGAGUACGCGCAAGCAAUUGUCUCUGUCUGACAGUGAUGACGAGGAUCCUGACGACGAGGACUUCUUCGAUGCCCAAGAAAGUGUCUCCGCUACAUCCAGCCUUAGUCACAUCCAGUCGUUCAAGAGAGUCCUUUCAAAGGUGAUACCAUGAACACCAAAGACAGAGAAGAAGAAUCGCGAUCGCUCUGCACAGCUGGACUUAUCGGCCGUCAUCCUUGAUGACGCUUUUUUUAAGGGUUCUUUGGCCAGAGUGGACGCUGACGGUGGCAGUAAUGGGUGGAGCGUACCCCCAGGCAGCUUGUUCCUUGUACGUGGCCCGACAUAUUUCAAGGAUAAACGGAAGAUAGUGGCAAGCAAGGAAACCUUCUUGAGGGCUGUUGCAUUUGACUUUUUCAAGUCCAACAAGCGAUUGGAUCACGUGCUGGGUUUUGAAAAGAACGAGGUUAUGAAGGCCUGGAGGCAAGGCACAAAAGGAAGGCAUCGUCCAUUUAUGUUUGCAAUCAAUCUCCAGGUUCCAGGUUCGACAUGCUAUAGCGCCAUAACAUACUAUGUGUGCGAGAAGCCAAUCCCAGAAGGUUGCUUGUUUCACAGGUUCAUACAUGGAGACGACAUCUUUCGAAACGCUCAUUUCAAGAUGAUCCCAAGCCUGCACAAGGGUCCCUGGGUGAUGAAGCAAACUGUGGGCAGCAGGGCAGUCCUCCUUGGUCAAACCUUAGAAAUCACCUACAUCAAGGGUGACAACUACUUUGAGAUGGAUGUGGAUGCAGGUUCUUCGAUGGUGGCGAGUGGGAUCUUGCGCAUGACCUUCAGCUACAUCACCAAUCUUGUCAUCGAUCUUGCAUUUCUUGUGCAGGCAGACACCGAAGCGGAGCUUCCUGAAAUGCUGCUGGGCACUGCCUUUGAGAACAGAGGAUGGAGAGGCACGGGCAAGGAGGAGCGGGGGGCGGGUGGCGGCCGGCAGGAAGUGGGCGCUUGGUGUUGAGCAGGACUUACAUUUUGGUAGGGGAUGUUUGAAGGGAAGGUAGUUACACGUUUUUGUCGUUUUCUUUCCCUCAAGGUUUUUGCUUGGGUUUCAAGGACCUUGGAUACAAGUAUUGACUUUUAAGUUUUAAGCCUUCAUCAGGCAUGUUUAAUAGCAUCUGCAGAGAAGAUGAUGAGGGAUACAGAGGGAGAAAGAGAGAGUGGGGAGGGUUGCCGAGUGCUCUUUAUGAGCUCUAUUGUCUUCUAUGCUUGCAUUUCCACCCGUAAGAAGACUGUUUAGAGUACAUCAGACUCUCAGAACAACCUGGGGGAGACGCCUGAGAACAGUACAGCAGCAGGGGGAAGUAAUGACAGCGCCGCGCCCCAGUACGCCUGGGCUCAGGGUCAAUCAAACCUGACUGUGACCCUGAGUUAACCGGGUGGUUUCUUAAGUAGUCGUUAGUCGAUUAAACCACCAGUACUUCCUAAAGUCGCGCCCGUUAACGCUACGCGGUUUUAGGAAACGUACGGGCCACUACAGGAGCGCCCAAAUUCAUCCGACUAGAAACGUUUCUACUCAAUUUUUUUCCGCGGCCGAUAGCUGGGCCGAGUACUGGUGGUUUAACAUGCUCCUCCCGGUUAACUCAGGGUCACAGUCAGGUUUGAUUGACCCUGAGUCAACUGACACAGCGGAUAAAGGUAGCAACCCCUCGCUACACCAUAACAUCGCUGGCAGAGUGUGCAAAAAGAUGAAGAGGAAAGAUUUGCCAUGAUGGCAAAGGUAGCGGAGCAUAGCUGUGGUCUUAAAAGUUUCCUCAUCGGCAAUUGUUGGCAUGGGUCAUUCCAUUAUAAAGUCACUUGCAGGGGACAAGGAGGCGGCGUUAUGACCCAUAUUAACCAUUAUUUGUGGUUUAGGGUUUUGGCAAUUCAGGGUGUAAGCAAUAGAAUAGAGUGGAGUACGAUAAUGUGACAGGCUGACAGGCGGAGGACAAUAUUAACCAAGGCUUGUGGUAUCAGGGGACAGCUAACAGGCAGAGGACCAUGAGAUCAAGAGUGAGGUAGAAAGGAAGGUGCACAGGUAGAGUACGGUGGCGCCUCAAGGCUAGCGAAUGGGGGUUAAGUAUCACAUUAACCAAGGUUUGUGAUUGAGGGUUUUGGCGAUUCAAGGCUAAGAUCCAGGUUAAGUACUAUCAGGCUAUACAGAUAACAUGCAGAGGACCAUGAAACCAAAGUGAGGUAGAAGGGGAGGAAGGUGCACAGGUAGAGUACUGUACCAGGGUCUCUUGAGAGCAAAGUGGGUGUAAAAUAGAGAGAUCAAUAAGCAUGUUAAACCAGCAGUACCCGCCCCCCCGCCUUCGAACGAGACUUCCGGCGGUAUACAAGGACGCCAUGUUUUCCCGUGUUCCAGCCUGGCGGGGACCACUUCAAUCCGUUCGCGUGCGCAAAAAAUAGGUUUGGCCAUUUAGGGUCUGCCGUACGGGUGCUUUAAAGCACGGUUUACGUGCAGUGCAAUUUGUAGGAAGAGGAAGAAGCUUUGCACGGAAGGCGCCGAAAGGCGGAACACUCGUCAAGAUCACUGAGCAAAUAGUAAAAUUCUCCCCCAUGGGGGAGUCGGGUUUCAAAUUUCCAUCACUUGCAUAUGCAGGACCAGAUGAGCAGCAUCGCGUUGGAAGUUUGGACAGCGCGCAGUAAGGUAACUGUGACUCUGUGAGGCUGCGAAAAAGCUAGGCCGAAGGAUAAUUUGAUUAUUAACACGAAUAUUUUUGCGACUUAAGGAAGGUGCAAAUUGCAGGUCAGAGAAGAAAAGCAAGGCACACACUGCAAGUGUUGGAAGAGCAAGCGGGUGAGCAACAGAGGUUGGCACACUCAUCAACAUCACCGUAGAAGCCGGUCCUCCGUACGGAAUCGGGGUUUAAUCAUAUUCCUAUUUAGGAAGCAAUGGAGAACU